GUUGUAUCAUCACAAUCCUACUUAAACUGUCUACUACUGCACAGCUUUCAAGCAAACACUCCACUGUCUCAGAAACACUCCUUGCUUACAUUUUGAUGUUGUAAUUUUGUACCACUUUCUCCCAGCAAACAUGAGGCUAGUGAUUCUAGAUGACUAUGACCAGGCCAGUGAGUGGGCAGCCAAAUACAUUAGGAACAAAAUAAUCCAGUUCAAACCAACAGCAGACAGAUACUUCACUUUGGGUCUUCCUACUGGGAGUACUCCACUUGGAUGCUACAAGAAACUGAUUGAAUACCACAAAAGUGGAGAUAUUUCCUUUAAGUAUGUUAAAACAUUUAACAUGGACGAAUAUGUUGGCCUCCCAAGGGACCACCCAGAGAGUUACCACUCUUACAUGUGGAACAACUUCUUCAAAUACGUCGACAUCGAGCCCCAGAAUGCCCACAUCCUUGACGGGAAUGCCCCUGACCUCCAGACAGAGUGCGACGCCUUUGAGGUGAAGAUUAAAGAGGCUGGUGGCAUCGACCUGUUUAUGGGGGGUAUUGGUCCAGAUGGACACAUUGCCUUCAAUGAACCUGGAUCUAGCCUGGUGUCUAGGACAAGAGUGAAAACCCUCGCAAAGGACACUAUUGUAGCUAAUGCCAGGUUCUUUGGGAAUGACCUAUCCAGGGUGCCCACGAUGACCCUCACAGUCGGUGUCGGAACAGUGAUGGAUGCCCGGGAGGUAAUGAUCCUCAUUACAGGAGCACACAAGGCCUUUGCCUUGUACAAGGCCAUCGAGGAGGGGGUCAACCACAUGUGGACGGUGUCCGCCUUUCAGCAGCACCCCCACACCAUCUUUGUGUGUGAUGAGGACGCAACUCUGGAACUCAGGGUCAAGACUGUGAAGUACUUCAAAGGCCUGAUGCACGUCCAUAACCAGCUGGUAGAUCCCUUGCACAGCAUCAAGGACUACAAGGACUGAAGCGGGAGAAUGUUAACGUUGCCUACUUGGGGGCAAUAUUCCUGAAAAGUUACUGAACUCACUUAAUCCAGCGCCACGUUGUUGUGUAAAAUGGUCAUGUGACUAAACUGAAUGCAACAUCUACCUACUACAGGCGCACUUUGAUGCAAAGACACGGGAAUGGCCGCCGCCUAACUGAUCUUUGCUGAGGCUGUGGUUGGUCUUUGUAUCAAACUGCAUAUUAUAUUUUAGAAAUACUGUAAGUAAUGCUGUGCUCAUUGGGUCAUGCAUGUAGUGUCAUUGCUGUAACAUCCUAGAAAACACCAUAUCUCUGGUCUGAAAGAGCUGAGGAGAUAGUAAUACAGUCCAACUCUAGUAUUCCACAGUAUCCCUCUCUGGGUUUUUUGAAGGGCCCAUACCUAAUUCAGCAGCACACUGUCAAGAAGGUAGUAGUCACAUACAGCAUUAUCCAUGUUACAUUCUUCUCUUUAUACUGUGCUUUCAUUUGUAUGCCCAGUUGGGCCAAACAGUCAGACAGUUUACUUUACGUUACUUCUAUUUCUUUCGGUUGCUUGUGUAGUUAGAAACAUUCCUUAUCUUUUAUACUGUAACUUGAAGUGACUUAAGCACCUCACUCUUGCCAAGGGUCACCAAUACCGCUUGUUAAAGGUCUGAGGUAUGAGGGAGAGCCACUGACUGAGACAGGGUUUUUGAGCCAACCUGGCUUGAUUCCACAGAGCUAUACUGGCUUGAGUCCAUUUUUAUUAAAAGGGAUAAGUUGUCUAAGGUGAUGUUGGCUGGCCAGUCGUGUAGCUUGUAUUGGUGCCUGGUUCUGUAAAAUUAUGAUGUUUAUUUUGGUCCAACUUUCACAUUUUGAUAACUUGAGAUACAGCCAUUAAUGUUCCAUUUCAUUUAGGCCAUCUAAUCUGAAUGUACUGUAUGUUUGAAAAUGAUAAGUUACAUUUCUGUACCUUUCUGCCUUGUGGCUCCUGUUUACUGGUAAAGCACUUCUCUUAUCAAUAAUCUGUUUAUUCUCUGUGUACUGAUUAAGAUCAUAGGACAUUCCUUUGGCCAUGUAUGUCUGUAUUGCUGACUAUUGUAUCCCCAACCAGAAUGAUCAGAUGUUACUUACAUUUUUUUUCACAAUAUUUUAAACAGGUCUGCUUAUUUUCGGAUGAAAUGUUACAAUAUUUGUCCUCAGUUUGAAAGGCGACAGGUGAGAUGAAAAGAAGGUUGUGAAUUCACCAACUUAGUUUUGUUUUUUUCUUUUACUUCAAGAGUACUGUCAGCAUCAGCAUGCAAUAAAAAGUUCUUUGAUUUCAAUGAAA
Alosa sapidissima (American shad) is the source of this 2271-nucleotide messenger RNA. RefSeq names its product glucosamine-6-phosphate deaminase 2 (gene gnpda2). Gene Ontology annotation, cellular component: cytoplasm. Gene Ontology annotation, biological process: N-acetylneuraminate catabolic process; D-glucosamine catabolic process; carbohydrate metabolic process. Gene Ontology annotation, molecular function: identical protein binding; glucosamine-6-phosphate deaminase activity. NCBI's taxonomy places the organism in Eukaryota, Metazoa, Chordata, Actinopteri, Clupeiformes, Clupeidae. The record is from RefSeq and is a predicted model, not a curated record. Bases 131 to 964 code for a protein of 277 amino acids. The transcript is spliced from 7 exons.